Messenger RNA from Oryzias melastigma (Indian medaka), 2190 nucleotides. It is a transcript of the gene serhl, whose product is annotated as serine hydrolase like. NCBI's taxonomy places the organism in Eukaryota, Metazoa, Chordata, Actinopteri, Beloniformes, Adrianichthyidae. The coding region runs from base 128 to 1114 and encodes 328 amino acids. The transcript is spliced from 12 exons. The record is from RefSeq and is a predicted model, not a curated record.
UAGCAGCUCAAGUUAGGUUCACGUGGUGUUCGACACCCGGAAAAACGAAUAGUGACAGUCAAAAAGACACUAGGAGGCACUUUACACCGAAAAGUAUCGUUUUUACUCAGCUAUCGUUCUACUUGAGAUGAUACAAGCGUUAAAAAGCGUCCGACUCAUGUCAUCGAGUUCCGUGAAACAAGCAGUUUCAGAGCUCUCUGUCCCGGUCCCAUGGGGAGAGAUCCGGGGUAAAGUGUGGGGUCCUGAACACGGCAGCCCGGUUCUGUGCCUGCAUGGCUGGGCUGAUAACUGCGGCACCUUCAACACCCUUCUCCCUCUGUUACCCAAAGACCGCAGGUACGUGGCCAUGGACCUGGCGGGUCACGGCUGCUCCUCCCAUCGUCCUCCUGGCGUUCUGUACUCCUUUCCCUCGUACGUGUUGGAUGUUCGCAGAGUCGUUGAAGCGCUGCGGUGGACCAGAUUCUCCAUCAUAGGCCACAGCAUGGGUGGAAACGUAGGAGGAAUGUUCAGCGCUCUGUAUCCUGAGAUGGUGGAAUCCCUGGUACUCCUGGACUCCUACGGUUUUUUCCCCACAGAGACGAAAGAAAUGUCCCGAGUGUUGAGGCAGGGGCUGGACGAGAUGAUCGAGUAUGAGAAAACCAUGGAGGACAAGAAGACAAGAGUUUAUACUUAUGAGAAGGCUGUUGAAAGGCUGAUGGUUGGAAACAAGAGUUUGACUGAAGAGUCUGCAAAAAUCCUUCUGGAGAGAGGUUUAACUCAAGCUGAAGAAGGGGUGAUGUUCUCCAGGGACUUUCGAAUAAAUCUGAAAAACGUAGUCCGCAUCAGUUUGGACCAGAGUCUGGAGCUGCUCUCCAAGAUCCAAGCUUCUGUGCUGGUGGUGCUAGCAGAAGACGGCUUUGAGAAGAUGUUUUCUGAUUCAAAACAGAGCAAGUUUACGUCGGCACUUCUUCAAGCCUACAGGGACCGAAAUCAUGCUGUGGUGACGGUUCCAGGCGACCACCACGUCCACCUGAACAAUCCAGAGAACGUUGCUCCGCUGCUGUCGGACUUCCUCCAGACCAAAGUGCUCCCACAUUCAUCCCAACUGACAGAUGGUCUGAAUUCUAAGUUAUAGCAAACGCACACAAGGAUCAGUUUUUACCCAUAAAUAAUGCAUUUUUUAUUAGAAAUUGUGAGAGUACUAAUAAAUGCACAUGCUGUGCUGUUUCGCUAACUUUGGUGCUAAAAGGUGAAUCUUGGAUAAAGGAAAAAGUUGCUUAGAGAAUUUUAUUUGGAUUCAGUGGUUAAGAUGACUUUUUUAACCAAAAACAAUAGAAAUAUGGUAAUUUGUCCUAACAUCACUGUCUUCUGCUGGGCAUUUGACGUGUUAAGCUCAUGGUGUUCACACUGAUGUUCACACUGGACAAACAGGGAGGGGCUUCUUCUUUUUCUGAUUAUGGUGAUGUUUGUGGAUGGGAGGAUCGUACUGCUAGAAUCUCAUGAUGGCCUCCUUAACAGGUGCAGAUGGGUGAGGAGACCCUCAGUGUCUGGACACCAGGUGUCUGCUGCUCAACCACCUGGACAUAUUUAGGAAAAAACUUGAAAAUGGAUAACAGGAGCCGAAAGAACUUAUCAAAGUUUGUCAUUGUUGUACAGCUAAAUCAAAGAGUUUACAGUUAAGAAAUUAAUAUUUGGAGUUUUUCUCUUCUUUAGAAAACAAUAUAGUUUUGUUUUACAAAUUAAGAAUUACAUCAAAUUGUACAAUUUUUGAACAAAAAUGUCAUAUUAAAUCAAUCAGAUUUUCUAUUUUUUUUAUAAUAACAUUAAAGAUUUAUCAAAAUCAGCUCAAUUCUGAAUUGCUCUGUUUGACUUUAGUGCCAAAAUGUUUUGGACUUUGUUAACAUAUUUUUAGUUUUAUAAAGAAAUCUAGAAUUAUUUUACUUAUAAUCUGAGUAGUAUUUUGUAUCACUGUCCCUCUAUGCAGAUGAUACUUUGCUUAUGGAACAUGUUAAAAACAUUCCUAACCCUUCAGCUUCAACUUUCAAGGAUUGGUUUCAGAAUAAAAACUCUUCUUAAAUCUUUGUUUUUUGAUGAACACACAUGAUGCUUAUCUGUAAAAUAUAUAUAUAUAUAUAUAUAUAAAUAUAUACAAACUGUAAUAAAAGGAAACCAUGAUCUGUUUUUUCCUCUUUUUAAUAAAUAAACUCCAAA